UGUUUUUCUUUUUUUCAUGUCGAAAACGGUAUUGGGGACCGGGGGGCGGGACUCCCCCCAUCCCGGACGGAACUCUGGAAUGCACUGUCUCGGACUUCCCAACUUCAGGGGACCCAAACGUCCCCAACGCACGUACAUAUGCAGGCCAGAAGGGCAGAAAGGGCAUUGCCUCCGCAGAUGAGAGGUCGCCCAUUUCUCUGUCCGGCUUGGACUUACAUGUACCGGGAGCUAGGGGGAGAGCUCUUUGCUGUCCCCCCCCCCCCCCCCCCCCCCCC
This is a messenger RNA of Colletotrichum navitas, 275 nucleotides long. RefSeq lists its product as uncharacterized. Bases 17 to 181 code for a protein of 54 amino acids. Lineage: Eukaryota; Fungi; Ascomycota; Sordariomycetes; Glomerellales; Glomerellaceae. The transcript has a single exon. The record is from RefSeq and is a predicted model, not a curated record.